AGCGGCAGCAUGGAGCCCCGGGAGAAGAAGAUGGACCGCUGACAAGAAAGGAACCUGUGUGGUUAUUACGAACAAAUUAACAUUAUUUGGGAAAAUUUUGUUACUUGACAUUGAAUCGAAAUUUUCCCGUGGAUUUGCCCUGCUCCUGGUAUUCAAGAAUGAUUCUUACAGUGAAACCACUCCAAGGAAAGGAGUGCAGUGUACAGGUGACUGAGGAUGAAAAGGUCUCAACAGUGAAGAAGCUAGUGUCUGAGCGACUGAACAUACCCGCAAACCAGCAGCGGUUACUGUUCAAAGGGAAAGCACUCGCAGAUGAACACAGACUAAGUGAUUACUCCAUCGGACCUGAGGCUAAAUUGAAUCUGGUUAUCCGUCCUGUGGGGGAGAAAACUGCAGCCUCUGGGGUGGCUGCUGGCAGCAGCAGCAACAUGAGCAUGCAGGGAGGAGUGUGGCAGGUUGUGUCCACUAUACUUGCAAGACAUUUCAGUCCAGCAGAUGCAGCAAAAGUACACGAACAGCUGAUUAAGGACUAUGAACGAUCACUUCGACAGCUUAGCCUAGAUGACAUUGAGCGCUUGGCAGGAAGGUUGCUUCAUCCGGAUGGAGAGGCCAUGGAUACCUCAUACAUGGACUAAGAAUGCAGAACUUCUAUUUUUGGAGAUGCAGGCAAUGUGUAGAGUGUGAAGCUGUGUAAAAUACAGUAUCACUUAUAAGUUGCAGAGAUCCCCUGGUGUGUGCCUAAUCAGUGUCUGAGUGAACAUGGAUAAUACUCAGCAACGGGGCUUUUUAAUUCACCUACAAUGGACUUGUAAGAGGACAUGGCCACAGUUUUUGUUGGUCCUGGUAAAUUAUAAUUUAAUAAUGACCCAAGAGUUGAUCACACAAUAUCUAAAUGCAAAGUAAUCCUGUUCUGCUGUUGUUUUCACGUGAUCUCUGGCUGCUAAAAAUCCUAGGGAACACUAACUUGUACUGGAGGGUAUUUAUUAGUCGAGUCUGUUGAAUGAUAACUGGGUGUUUUCUGUAAAACAUCUGUGAGAAAGUAAUACAUGUUUUAUCCCUUAACUGGCUUAUGAUCAUUGUUUAAUUUGUAAAUAUCUUGUUUAUAUACAGACAUUAAAAUACAGACAAAUGCUU
Messenger RNA from Melanotaenia boesemani (Boeseman's rainbowfish), 1134 nucleotides. RefSeq names its product ubiquitin like 4A (gene ubl4a). Gene Ontology annotation, molecular function: protein binding. The record is from RefSeq and is a predicted model, not a curated record. Gene Ontology annotation, biological process: post-translational protein targeting to endoplasmic reticulum membrane. NCBI's taxonomy places the organism in Eukaryota, Metazoa, Chordata, Actinopteri, Atheriniformes, Melanotaeniidae. The transcript is spliced from 4 exons. The coding region runs from base 159 to 635 and encodes 158 amino acids.